This is a messenger RNA of Penicillium canariense, 1173 nucleotides long. RefSeq names its product TauD/TfdA dioxygenase family protein. Gene Ontology annotation, cellular component: cytoplasm. Lineage: Eukaryota; Fungi; Ascomycota; Eurotiomycetes; Eurotiales; Aspergillaceae. Gene Ontology annotation, molecular function: 2-oxoglutarate-dependent dioxygenase activity. The record is from RefSeq and is a predicted model, not a curated record. The transcript has 3 exons. The coding region runs from base 1 to 1173 and encodes 390 amino acids.
AUGGCUCCUGUCGCUAUUGAUCCCCGCAUUGUAGACGUUGCACCGCCCAGGAAAGACACUCUCGGUCUUCCAGAGCCCGCGCGGGCCCGUUUGGAGAAGGCAGGAAUUGAUCUGAGUGAUGGCUAUCCCUAUAGGCCCUCUCGUCCUCUGUUUACAGACGAUGUUUACAAUGUCCGCAACCACGAUCGCCCACAUGUAGACCCUGGUACUCGGGCCGACCCCAAGAAGAACGCGCUCCUAUCUGCGGCAACAGAAGUGAUCCAUCUCACACGACAUAUUGGCACUGAGAUUGUGGGUCUCCAACUCAAGGACCUCACAGAUCAGCAGAAGGAUGAGCUUGGUCUACUCAUUGCGGAGCGGAGCGUCGUCUUUUUCCGGGAUCAAGAUAUUUCCCCACAACAACAGAAAGCAUUGGGAGAGCAUUUCGGCGAGAUUGAGAUUCAUCCACAAGUGCCCCAGGUUCCGGGAGUUCCCGGCGUGACUGUGAUCUGGCCAGCACUCCAAGCAACCGAGAACCCAGCUAGUUUCCGUCGGCCAGGAGGAUCAUCUCGAUGGCAUACCGAUCUCGUUCAUGAGAGGCAACCUGCCGGAGUGACGCACCUCCAUAACGAUACUGUGCCGACGGUCGGAGGGGAUACUCUCUGGGCUAGUGGAUACGCAGCAUAUGAGAAGCUGUCACCGUUGUUACGCAAGUUUAUUGACGGCAAGACGGCUAUUUACCGGUCUGCUCAUCCUUACCUUGAUCGCAGGAACCCCGAGGCUGGCCCCAAGUAUGUCGAACGGGAGCACCCCGUUGUACGCGUUCAUCCGGCUACAGGAUGGAAGGCACUUUGGGUGAACCGAGCCAUGACCAGUCGCAUCGUUGGUCUGGACAAAGCCGAAAGUGAUGUGAUUCUGGGAUAUCUGUUCGAUGUCUAUGAGAAAAACCCGGACAUACAAGUGAGGUUCAAAUGGAGCCCGCGAGCCAGUGCACUGUGGGAUAACAGAAUCACCAUUCAUCAUGCGAGCUGGGAUUAUGAAGGUUCGGAGCCCAGACAUGGCACUCGGGUGACUUCGUUGGCAGAGAAGCCCAUAUUCGAUGUAGAUGCACCAACUCGACGAGAGGCUCUAGGGUUGUUAGGACCUGAGGAGAUUGAAGAGCUUCAAAAGCUCAGCCAGCUAGAGAUUAAGUGA